Messenger RNA from Penicillium cosmopolitanum, 2277 nucleotides. RefSeq names its product 3-isopropylmalate dehydratase LEU1 (gene luA). The record is from RefSeq and is a predicted model, not a curated record. Gene Ontology annotation, molecular function: 4 iron, 4 sulfur cluster binding; 3-isopropylmalate dehydratase activity. Gene Ontology annotation, biological process: L-leucine biosynthetic process. Gene Ontology annotation, cellular component: 3-isopropylmalate dehydratase complex. NCBI's taxonomy places the organism in Eukaryota, Fungi, Ascomycota, Eurotiomycetes, Eurotiales, Aspergillaceae. The transcript has 4 exons. The coding region runs from base 1 to 2277 and encodes 758 amino acids.
AUGCCUUCCGCAGAUUCAAAGCCGAGGACCCUGUACGACAAGGUCUUCGACCACCACAUCGUCAAUGAGCAAGAGGACGGUACCUGCUUGCUGUACAUCGACCGCCACCUUGUCCACGAGGUGACUUCUCCUCAAGCCUUUGAGGGCUUGAAGAAUGCCAGCCGUAAGGUCCGCCGGCCGGACUGCACCCUGGUGACCGUCGACCACAACAUCCCUACCAGCUCUCGGAAAAACUUCAAGAACGCUGAGGAGUUCAUCAAGGAGAACGACUCCCGCCUGCAAUGUACCACUCUCGAGGAGAACGUGAAGGACUUUGGUCUGACUUACUUCGGCAUGGGCGACAAGCGCCAGGGUAUUGUUCACAUUAUCGGCCCCGAGCAGGGGUUCACUCUGCCCGGUACUACCGUUGUCUGCGGUGACAGCCACACAUCCACCCACGGUGCCUUCGGUUCCCUCGCUUUCGGUAUCGGAACUAGUGAAGUCGAGCACGUCCUCGCUACCCAGACCCUCCUCACCCGCCGAAGCAAGAACAUGCGAAUCCAGGUUGAUGGUGAGCUCCCCGCCGGUGUCACCAGCAAGGAUGUCGUUCUUCACAUUAUUGGUGUCAUUGGUACCGCCGGUGGUACUGGUGCCGUUAUUGAGUUCUGUGGUUCCGUCAUUCGUGGCCUUAGCAUGGAGGCUCGUAUGUCUAUGUGCAACAUGUCUAUCGAAGGUGGUGCACGUGCAGGCAUGAUCGCGCCCGACGAGAUCACUUUUGAGUACCUGAAGGGACGUCCCCUUGCCCCCAAGUACGGCAGCGCCGAGUGGAACAAGGCCACCAACUUUUGGUCCACCCUCAAGUCCGACCCAGAUGCUCACUUCGAUGAGAACAUCUUCUUGGAUGGCAAGGACAUCAUUCCCACAAUCUCUUGGGGUACCUCCCCUCAGGAUGUCAUUCCUAUCAACGGUGUUGUUCCCAGCCCCGAUGAUUUCCAGGAUGAGGCUCGCAAGCUUGCCUGCAAGCGUGCUCUGGAGUACAUGGGUCUCGUCUCUGGUACUCCCAUGAAGGAGAUUCCAGUUGACAAGGUCUUCAUUGGAUCAUGCACAAAUGCUCGUAUUGAGGACCUGCGGGCUGCCGCCAAGGUUGUCAAGGGCCGCAAGGUCGCCGAUAACAUCCUGCGUGCGAUGAUUGUUCCCGGCUCUGGUCUGGUUAAGGAGCAGGCCGAGGCUGAGGGCCUGGAUAAGAUCUUCACUGACUCUGGCUUCGAGUGGCGCGAGGCUGGCUGCUCUAUGUGCCUUGGUAUGAACCCAGAUAUCCUGUCUCCCAAGGAACGUUGCGCCAGUACCUCCAACCGUAACUUCGAGGGUCGCCAGGGUGCUCAGGGCCGUACCCAUCUGAUGUCCCCUGCCAUGGCUGCUACUGCGGCCAUUGUUGGCAAGCUCGCUGACGUUCGGGAGCACUUCGUCCCCAGCCCUACCCUUGCCAAGACUGAGGAUGAACUUGAUCGCGUCUUGGAUGUUCCUGCCGACAAUGAGCCUCACACCAACUCCUCCGCUGGUGGCGGCGGCAAGAGCACCGGUCUUCCCAAGUUCAACGUUCUGAAGGGCAUUGCUGCUCCUCUGGACCGUUCCAACGUCGAUACCGACGCCAUUAUCCCCAAGCAGUUCCUCAAGACUAUCAAGCGUACCGGUCUGGGCACUGCUGCCUUCUACGAGCUCCGUUACCACCCGGAUGGUACGGAGAACCCCGACUUCGUUCUCAACCAGGGUAUCUACCGCAACGCCAAGAUCCUUGUUGUCACUGGACCCAACUUCGGAUGUGGUAGCUCCCGAGAGCACGCCCCCUGGGCUCUUCUCGACUUUGGUAUCAAGUGUAUCAUUGCCCCAUCAUUCGCCGAUAUCUUCUUCAACAACACCUUCAAGAACGGCAUGCUUCCCGUCGUUGUUGACGAUGAAGUUGCCCUGAAGAAGAUCGCCGACGAGGCUCACGCUGGUCGUGAAGUCGAGGUCGAUCUCGACAACCAAGAGAUCAAGGAUGCGGAGGGCAACAAGAUUGUUUCCUUCAACGUUGACUCCUUCCGCAAGCACUGCCUUGUCAACGGUCUGGAUGACAUUGGUCUGACUCUCGAGAUGGAGUCUAAGAUUCGCACAUUCGAGGCCCAGCGUACCCUCGACACCCCCUGGCUCGACGGCAGUGGCUAUCUCCGCCGUGGUACCCGCGGUGCCACUAGGAUCGAGGCCGCUCCGGUCCCCAAGACCAACCGCGGUGAUGUGAAGAACGAGCCUCUUGAGUGGUAA